CCUUAACAGAGCUAACAGCUGUCAGCUGGCGAAGCCGUUUUUGACAUUUUUCUCCAGGCUGUCUUUUUUUAAUUCUCAUUGCCAAUUGAAACUAUAAUCGUGAAAGCAGGUAAGAAUUAACAUUACCGAUGUGCCAAUUACGGCCUCGCCCCCUCUGCCAGCGGCUGGGAAGCCUGCUGAUGGCGUUGCAAGUGUUCCUGAUGGCCGUUUUGCCGGCAAUAGCCGCCGCCACUCCCGCCACCGUGGGCGCUCCUCCACCCACCACGGCACCCACCACCGGCGGCAGCAGGCCCAACUUCUCGGGGCCACUGGGCCGGAGCGAUGAACGUUUCCAUGAGGAGCUAGUGGUGCGUCCGUUGUCCGGAGACCAUGUGAACACCUACUUUCAGUUCACCACGCGCUGGCAUUUCGGGAAAAAGGACAAUCUUUAUCACACUCAGUUGACGCCUCGGGUGAUUGCGGAGGUACUGCAGCAGUUUGAUGUCAAGGAGCUGCACAUCGGCCUCACCCAGGGCCUGUGGCGCUACGAGACCUGGGGCUAUCCCAUCGUGGAGGCAACCAGCGGCGCCGAGAUGUGGGCCUGGUUCAGUGGCGAUAAUCUAACCGCCACCGAGGUGGACCGCCAGUGGGGCCAGCUGGCGAAUGUCUUCUCCGGCGUUCUGUGCGCCUCCCUCAACUUUGUCGACAAAACGAACAGCAUCUCGCCGCGCCACUUGCUGCGUCCCCAGUUUAUGCCCGCCAAUCGGCCCAGAUCCGUACGGUAUGCUUCCCUGCCGCGGGAAAUCGUUUGCACCGAGAAUCUGACCCCCUGGAAGAAGCUUCUGCCCUGCGGCAGCGCCUCGGGCUUUGCCUCGCUGCUGAAUUCCGGCCACGUGCACAACACGAAGUACCAUUCGCUGGGCUUGAAGGUGCGGAUGCUGUGCGAGGAUCAUCUCGAGGAUAACUGCAUUGUGGAGCUGACCCAGACGGCGAAUCUGGUGUACGAUCUGCGGCUGUUCGAGCUGAGCAACAAUGACUUCUCGCUGCGGCGGCUCUUUGGCAUGGGACUGAACGGCUUCUGCGAGCUGGCCGAGAGCUCCAAGAUCUAUGUCCAGCGGAACGAGCAGGGACAGAAGUAUAGCCUGGUGCCGCAACCCACCCAGGAGGUGAAGUCCAUUCGAGGCGGCCAUCUGGUGGUCUAUGCCGUCUACGACAUGCUCGAGCAGUUCAAGGACCCGGGCGAGAGACUCUUCAACAUCGCCUGGCUAACGCCGAAGAACGAGAACCGACGACGGAACCUGAUGAAGCCCACCCUGCCGCCGGUAACGGUGCACCGAUACCUUCUCGGUAAUGGCCAGGAACGUGGCCGGAUAGCCACCGAGGUGACGAACAAUCAUUACGAGGCUCUGCCCAUUCUGGUGCAGGAACUAGUGCCCUGGUAUGUCCACGCCUAUCUCCACACCCUCAAAAUCCGGCGCAAGCCGCAGCGGGUGAACGAAUACACUCGCCGGUGGCUGCCCUUCAAGCUGCUCCACUACACGCCGGGCAAGCAGAGGGAGCUGCCCUCUCACCUCGAGAUUGGCUUCACCCUGCCCGGCCAGACGUCCGCUCUGAUAACCAUUGAUGUGGACUACCUGCUGCUGAAGUGGCUGGAGUAUCCGCCGGAUGCCAAUCACGGGCACUACAUUGGCGCCGCCAUGGUGUCCACCCAGCUGCCGAUGGGCAGGAACUACACCGCCCUGCCGCCGGAGGGGCAUCUCUUCGAGCACUCUUUUAACGCCACCAGGCCGAACUAUGUCCUCAGCCUGCAUACGGAGGCGUUGAUAGUGUCCCUGCCGACGCCGGACUUCAGUAUGCCGUACAAUGUGAUCUGUCUGGCCUGCACGGUGGUGGCCCUGGCCUUUGGUCCGAUCCACAGUGUGGCCACCAAGGUGAUAGUGGUGGGUCGUCAGGCCUCCGCGCCAAAGAACUUUGUGAGGAAGAUUCUUGGGAAAAUUUUCCGCCGGAAUACGGUCCAGGUGAGAGCUGCAGCAGCAGCAGCAGCAGGUGCCGCACAGGCAGAGGCCUUGCGUGGAGGCGGAGGAGGACGGGGAGGCGGCAGGACGGCAGCGGAUCAGCCCAUUCUGGAGGACCUCCGCGAGGAGGAGGAGCAGGAACAGGACUAGAGUCGUGAUAACCUCAAAACGAUAUAUUUGUGUAAAGCUUAAAAAUAAAUGCCCCACAAAUUAAAAUUAUGAAAAAAUAAAUUAAGAAAUGCAGGUAAAGAGUGUAGCUAUUAAUUUAAUAAAUAAAAAAUUAAAAAAGAUAUAUUUUUAAAGUCAUAUCACGAAAAAACAAAAUUAAUCGGCAGGUUUAUUAUUUUUAAUCUUAAAAAUUAAAAGCAAGAAAUGUAAAAAACUAUUCCAAAAAGUGUAAAAUUCGAAAAAAUAUUUAAACUCUUAAUUUAAGGAAAAUAAAUUAAAGGGAUGUGAUCCAAAAACGAAAAAUAAAAUUCUAAAUAAAUUAAAAUUGUAAAUUAUAUUCCAAAACUUGUAAAGAAAACCAAAAAUAAAAAAAAUAUGUAAAUGUUUUGCAUAAUUUUAAAUAGUAACUAAAAAAAAGAUUAAAUUUUGCAUUAAAUUAUUAGUUUUUUAUGUAAAAAAUAUACAAGUAUUUCUUUGGUUUUAAAAAAACAAACUAUAACCUUAAAAAAAUCUAAAAUAAAUAAAGUUAAGGUUUAAAAAUUUUGAGAAAUAUUAAUUUUUAUAUAAAAUUUUUUAUUUUUGUAUUAUUAAAACUAUUUCCAAUUAAUUUAAGCCUCCCAAAACUAAAAUAAAAAUAUAAAACUUGAAUUAAAAAAACCAAUUUUACUUUGAAAACUUUUUUUGCGCUUUUUUUUAUUGACUUUUUUUUUAAAAUUAGCAUUUAAAAAAUAGAAAUUUGUAAAUGCUAUUUCAUGUACAUACAUCUAAAUGAUUUCUCGAUGUGUGUGUGUUUGUGAUUCCUGUUUCCUGUUUCCUGGGAAAGGAUAUAUCCUCCGCCGAUCCCCAUAGAUUAUAUCAGAUCGGAUUAGAGCAGAGCAGCUAUACAUGCAUGGUAGCCUUACCGGCCUGCUUCAGAGCGAGACAGCUAGCUAUUGUGUUUCUCGCAAUAUUUUUUAUCCAUAAAAACUAAUGGAACAUUCGGAUAAAUAUUUAAAUAUUUUUUUUUUUUAACUUUACAUUUCUAGGGCUAUCCGAAAAUGCGAAAUUGUCUUUCUCUUAUUUUUAAUAAUUGUAAUAUUUUAACUAACUUUAAAUAAUUUCUUUAUCGAAUAAAUAAUUUAGAUUUCGAUUUUGGAACAUGAAUGUGCAAGCAAAAUAACAGUAUUUUCAUAUCAAAAAAGUUCCAUUUUUUUUUUCGUAGUAUUAGUCUUAAUUUUUUACGAAUUUUUUUUUUUAACCCCAAUAUCUCGAAUCUCUUCAUUAUUUUUGUAAUUUAAAGUUUAUUGUUAUUUUCUGCUUGCUAUUUAUAAUUUAUAGUUUUACUUUAAAUAGUAAAUUUAAAUAUAAUAAUCUUAGUUCUAGUUGAUUUUACAAUUAAUUUGAAUUUCCCAAGCACACAUGCAUUUAAAAAAAAAAUUAUUAUUUGGAAGAAAACAGGACAAGGGACUCUACUAAUAAUUGCUAUUAAUUAUUAAAAAAAAAAAAAACAUUAAAAACCGGGCAACUACAAAAAAAAAAAAUGAAUAAAAAAUAUAUUAAAUUAUUAAAGUUAUUAUAUUAAAACAUGUACUAUUCAUCAUUAUCGUCCUAUUUCUUAAUAGCUAUUUAAGAAUAUUUUAUAAACGUUUUUAAAGAUUUUUAAUAUUUUUUUUUUUCAGGAUUUCUGUUCUUUUUUUUUUUUUUUUAUAACUUACUUAGGAGAAAGAGAGUUACGAGUUAUCUGUAGAAUUUAAAUAGUAGUAGGAUGGGUCGAUAUUGGCAUGUCAUUGAAAUCAUAGUAGUAUUUACAAUUUUAAGUAAUUUUAAUUUUAAAGAAGCGAGCUUAAAAUUUCCUUAAAAUUGUCUUUACCUUCUUAAAUAUCGUAUUGAAUUUUACAUUCGAAUCAAGUUCUUAUUAGUUUAUAGAUUCGCUUUCAGCUUCUUCCAUUUAAAAUACAACGCAUCGAACCCCGAAACAUAAUCUUUAUAUAUCUUUUGGAUCGUGGAUCGACCAAAUCUCCAUAGAUCUAUAUAAUAAUAUAUAUACUUGUAUGCCUAGGACACGUUUCUUCUCUCCUCCCGACUUCUUGUUCUCUUUGCUCUUCUUUUUUUUUAGACUUAUUCUUUUAAAAAAUAUAUAUUUUUAUGUUUUUAGCUGCUUCCUACAUUAAUUUUAGUUUUAAAUUAAACAAGAGUCUAUAAUUUUUCUUUUUAGAAACAAAUGAAUUUCAAGAAACCCUCCAAACGCCGGGGCCGGGGAGAGUUUGAAGAAAUUCAUUUUUUCGAUCAAAAA
This is a messenger RNA of Drosophila ananassae, 4434 nucleotides long. It is a transcript of the gene PIG-T, whose product is annotated as GPI transamidase component PIG-T. The coding region runs from base 129 to 2144 and encodes 671 amino acids. The record is from RefSeq and is a predicted model, not a curated record. Lineage: Eukaryota; Metazoa; Arthropoda; Insecta; Diptera; Drosophilidae. Gene Ontology annotation, biological process: attachment of GPI anchor to protein. The transcript has 2 exons. Gene Ontology annotation, cellular component: GPI-anchor transamidase complex.